Messenger RNA from Medioppia subpectinata, 1350 nucleotides. NCBI's taxonomy places the organism in Eukaryota, Metazoa, Arthropoda, Arachnida, Sarcoptiformes, Oppiidae. The record is from the annotation of a GenBank genome assembly.
GUCUGAAAAUGAAAACAAUUGCUAAACAUUUAAAUUGUGAUUAAAUUUGUUUUGUUUAGCGAUUAAUAAAUGGCAAUAAUAUUGAAAAAUAGUCUCAAAUUAAAUGUAUUUCACAAUAAAUUGAGUCCUUUUUUAAGGAGAAGACAAUCGGAAACACAGACAUCGAGUCUAUUAUCGCUGACCACCUCUUCUUGCGGUCUAAUUGAGUCCACUAUUAAAGACAAAUUACAGACAAAACUAAAGUUUGGAAACACAUUAAAUAAGAUAGAAAUCACUUCGAGUGCUGUCUUAGAGGCGAAUGACUGCACGAAAGGCCGUAAGAGUGUGGGAGUGUUGGGCGGCGGGGCGUGGGGUACAGCCAUCGCUGACCUCAUUGGCCGCAAUGUCGCCAAACAUAAGCACUUGUUUCACGAAGAAGUGCUCUUUUAUGUGAGAGACGAGAGCUUACGGCUAAUCAUUGAGAAGACGCGACAGAAUAUCCGCUAUUUGAGUGCCAUUAAACUGCCACUCAAUGUGAGGCCCGUCUCAUCACUAAGCGAUGCCGUCUCCAAAUCGGAUGUCUUAAUCUUCGUUAUUCCUCAUCAGUAUUUACAAGACCUCUGCUAUGCAAUCAACGAUUCCAUUUCAACGCGUAAUCCAAUUGGCAUUUCUCUCAGUAAAGGUCUUCAUAUCGAUAGCGCCGGCAAUCUUGAGCUCAAUUCGCAAAUAAUUCACCGCAUGUUAGGAAUACCAGUGGGAGUCCUGUCCGGCGCUAACAUAGCUAUAGAAGUGGCUCAACGACAGUAUAGCGAAGCAACUCUUGUCAACCCUUUAACUAACGACAAGAAUUGCGAAGAAUUAUUUCGAUGUCUGUUUGAGUGCAAUCUCUUCAGAGUCUCUUUCUGUAACGACGGGCCGACUGUCGAGAUGUGCGGCGCUCUCAAGAAUAUUGUGGCCAUUGGUUGCGGUCUUGUCGAUGGCUUGGGUUAUGGUAUGAACACAAAAGCGGCCGCACUUUCCUGCGGUGUCCGCGAAAUGAUACGUUUUGUCGAAGUAUUUCAUCCGAAGUAUGAAUUGUCGACAUUCUUCCAGAACUGCGGAAUCGGUGACAUCAUUGCCAGCAGUUUUGGCGGAAGGAAUCGUAAAGUGAGCGAAGCGUUGAUUAAGUCAAGCAAAUCCAUUGAAAUGCUUGAGAAACAACUAUUGAGGGGCCAAAAACUUCAGGGCCCGCAGACCGCGCACGUUGUCUAUCAACUCUUACAAAACAAACAGCUUUUGAAUGAAUUUCCAUUUUUUUCUGCCAUUCAUCGCAUUUGUAACCGAACUAUGGAUCCGAAAGAUCUAAUCCAAGCCAUCAAAUCUAGUCCUUAA